This is a messenger RNA of Rhodofomes roseus, 1026 nucleotides long. RefSeq lists its product as uncharacterized. Gene Ontology annotation, molecular function: ATP binding; protein serine/threonine kinase activity. Gene Ontology annotation, biological process: intracellular signal transduction; protein phosphorylation. NCBI's taxonomy places the organism in Eukaryota, Fungi, Basidiomycota, Agaricomycetes, Polyporales, Fomitopsidaceae. The record is from RefSeq and is a predicted model, not a curated record. The transcript is spliced from 6 exons. Bases 196 to 1026 code for a protein of 276 amino acids.
UCCAUCAGAUGCUCUUCUACUACGAGUACUUCUGGCGCGAUUGACAGCCAUGGCUUCGGGAGCGUGGAUACUCGUUGCGCCCGCGUUACGCACCAGACUGGAAGCCUUCUUGGCUGGGUACGGGCAAGGACUGCGAAGAAUGCGAAGAUAGUCAAAGCACGUUGGUAGACACUAUUCUAGACGCCACCCGGCCUGAUGGUCGAGAUCGGACAGUUCCUUUCAUCUGAGCCAUUACUUCAGGAUCCUAGGAAUCAUUGCGUGCACAUCCUCGAGGUGCUGCAGGAUCCAUUUGAUUCAAAGAAGUCAAUUAUGGUCAUGCCCUUCCUCAAGAUGUUUGACGCGCCGGGGUUCCUGACGACUGGAGAGUCUGUCGCGUUCCUCAAGCAGGCGAUCGAGGGACUGCACUUCAUGCAUGACCACCAUGUUGCCCAUCGUGAUAUCUCGAACAUGAAUGUCAUGAUGGACGCCACCCCGAUGUACACGAAGAAGCUUUGGCACCCUCUAGUGCCAAGUUUCACUCGUGACUUCUCCGGACUGUCGAGCCACUGUAGUCGCAGGGCCGAGCGCGCCCCGAGGUACUUCUAUAUUGACUUUGGGCUGUCCCGCAAGUACAACCCAGCGGAUGGCCCUCCGCAAGAGUUGCCAGUAUUUGGUGGUGACAGGACCGUCCCAGAGUUUCAAGACGAUGGUUACGACGUGCCCGCAGACCCUUUCCGCACCGACAUCUACUACCUCGGGAAUCUCAUGCGGACAACCUUCUUGAAAGCAUACCGCGGCCUCGAGAUCAUGGAGCAGCUUGUAGCCGACAUGGUGCAGAGCGAUCCGCAGAAGCGCCGGACUAUCACGGAAGUUGAAACGCGGUUCAUUGAGUUAUCCCGCAAGCUUUCGUGGUGGAAGCUCCGAGCGAGAUUAGUGUACAAAGACAAGACUGCCUUCGAGCGUGCGAUGCUCAGUAUGGUACACUUCUUCCGCACAGCGAAGUUAGUCGCCAAACGGCGGUCUCCCAUACCAAUACCCUCUCUGUGA